Messenger RNA from Gasterosteus aculeatus aculeatus (three-spined stickleback), 1942 nucleotides. Lineage: Eukaryota; Metazoa; Chordata; Actinopteri; Perciformes; Gasterosteidae. The record is from RefSeq and is a predicted model, not a curated record.
GUUUCAAUUUCGUACAAACGGCUGCAGCUUGAAACGCGUCCUUCCUGCAAUUUAGGAAGCGCCCUGAAACACUCAUCAAGCCUGUGCCUCUCUUGGAUGUCCCAACGCCGGCAAACCUCCAUCCCGCCAUUGGCAGCGAGCGGGUGAGAGGAACACAAGCCGCUGUGCACAUGAGCGUAACGCUUCGUUGGACACCAUCUUUAUUCGGUCAUUUGGACGUGAACCCUUAUCACCGCCGUGAGGCGCCUAAAAAAAACUUUGGCUCUCAGCCUUCAGUUUGACAUUUAGUCAUGGAUUGAAAACAAUGAGAUGCACUUCAGGUUAUUGUAACCGAGCCGGACAGGCGGAUACACGUCUCCAGAUCCUCGCUAAGCCCCAUCCAGCGCCGCCGUCAUGGGGGAAUGGAGCUUCCUCAGCGAGCUCUUCGACAGCCUCCGGGCCUACUCCACCAUGCUCGGCCGUUUCUGGCUCCUGGUCACCGUCAUCUUCCGGAUGCUGAUCCUGGGAACCGUGGCGAGCGACCUGUUUGAAGACGAGCAGGAGGAGUUCACCUGCAACACCCUGCAGCCGGGCUGCAAGCAGGUGUGCUACGACAUGGCCUUCCCCAUCUCCCAGUACAGGUUCUGGGUGUUCAACAUCGUCCUCAUCGCCACGCCAGCCCUGGUCUUCCUCGUGUACGCCGUGCAUCACCACAACAAGAGGGCCGACGGCGGCCAAAGCAGCGGCCGGGACGACCUGGCAGAUCUCCACUUGAGGAAGUUCUACGUCGUCAACGUGGUCUUUCGCAUACUGGCGGAGGUGGGCUUCCUCGUGUUCCAGUGGACGCUGUACGGCUUCACGGUGGAGGCCCACUUCCCCUGCAGCCGCUUCCCCUGCCCCCACGUGGUGGACUGCUUCACCUCCCGCCCCUCGGAGAAAACCGUGUUCCUCCGCUUCUACUUCGGGGUGGGGCUGGUGUCGGCGGCCUCCAGCUGCGCCGAGCUUUUCUACAGCUCCGUGAAGUGGUUCUGCUGCUCGAGGAGGCCGCUCUUCGCCCCGGACCGCCGCCACCACGACGACGACGACGAGGAGGCGGGGGGCGGCGGCGGCGGCGGGUCGGAGGAGAAACCGCGAGGGGGCGCGGGAAGGGGCGGUGGCGCGAGCCACAAGGGAGGAGCGCGAGCGGGAAGGUCUCCGUCCGCGAGCAGAGUGAGGAAGGGCGGGAAGUACGCGGCGGCGGGGCGCUCGUGGCGUGAGGCCGCCCUGCUUUCGAAGCAGGCAGCGGGCGCUCAGGGUCACAUGAGUGACUGAUCCCGCCGCGCUGCGGCAAAAGCAGUUCCCUCGGAGUUCAGGGGAGGAGAGGAGCGUUUUUUUUUCCCGCCGCGCGGCCAUGUGAUCAGGAAACGGGGACAGUGGGGGAGAGCGAUGGCGCCGAUAAGGCGGCUUGUUUAUUCGUUUAAUUAGUGAAGACCACAAUCAGCUCAGAGGGAGAAAAAGACUCACUCCGUCUUAAUGGAACGACGUUAAAUAAAUCUGUUUGCUAGCCAGUCGUUAGCUUAGCAUAGCACACGACUGGAACGUUAGCUGUGCUUUGACUGUCCAGAGUUAAGCAUAAAUGGAAAAAGACGCGUGUAUAUCUAACAUGCCAUUUCUUCUUGUGUACAUUUUGAAGAAUCAAAAUACUUUUUAUGACUAUUUUAAGGUUGGUAGUUGUAGCUUUUUGGGUUAAUGUUAUUUUACUGUACUUUAUUGUAUAUUUACUGUAUAGAUAUAAAACUGUCAUCUACUCUCAGCAAUAGAACACAACAUUUUCACACACGAUUUCCACAGUAUUAACAACAGAAAAGUAGGUUCAAUACUAAUGUAUUUUACCACUAAACUAAUUUUCAGGUUUCACGCUCACAUGUAUGAAUGGAUGAAAAACAGCACUUCAAAUAAAGCGUUAAAUGAUGUUUCAUUUUGA